Messenger RNA from Postia placenta MAD-698-R-SB12, 1483 nucleotides. RefSeq lists its product as hypothetical. Gene Ontology annotation, cellular component: nucleolus; preribosome, small subunit precursor; cytoplasm. The record is from RefSeq and is a predicted model, not a curated record. Gene Ontology annotation, molecular function: snoRNA binding. NCBI's taxonomy places the organism in Eukaryota, Fungi, Basidiomycota, Agaricomycetes, Polyporales, Adustoporiaceae. Gene Ontology annotation, biological process: rRNA processing. Bases 83 to 1483 code for a protein of 466 amino acids. The transcript is spliced from 8 exons.
CCCUCCCUGACGCUCGACAUUCUCCUUGCCGCCUCCUUUUCCCCCUCUACGAGCACAAGAAAGCAACUCCUUGCCCCUCAAGAUGCCUCGUGCCGCAAAACCACCGGCCAAGUCACGCCAUGACCCCCUGCAUGUUCAGCUUGGCGAAGAUGAGGUUCACGCAAAAUACGGUCGGAUUUCGCAGCCUGGGAAGCGAAGAAAGUCUAAGGGGAAGGCAGAUGAUGAGGAGGAAGGCGGUGAUGUGAUCCUCGACCCUAAGACAUCCAGGCGCAUCUUCGAGCUUGCGCGCGACCAACAAGAGGAGCUAGGGGAAUGGGACGAUGAGGAGCAGGACGAGGCAAAUGAUGAGGGCAGACCAAACUUUUCAGUCCCCCGCGCGCAAAACUUUGAGGAUGAGGAUGAGGAUGACCUCGAACGGUAUGAACAAGACGACUAUGAAGAGGAGGUUGAGGAGAUUGAAGUCGACGAGGGGGACAUGAAAACACUCGAUGCGCUGCUACCCGCAAAUGCCGGCGAGCGACGGACACUAGCGGACAUCAUCUUCUCAAAAAUCGAAGACAUGGAGUCGGGGAAGACGACAGUCAUUCGAAAAACCACACAAGACCCAGAUCAAGCACCAGAUCCUGCUGCAGGCCUAAAUCCAAAAGUAGUCGAGUUAUACACAAAAGUUGGUCUCGUCCUCUCACGCUACAAGUCCGGCCCACUCCCCAAGCCAUUUAAGAUCAUCCCCUCACUGCCCGCAUGGGCGCGCAUGCUUGCGCUCACAAAACCGGAAAAUUGGACUGCACAGGCAUGUCAUGCCGCGACACGCAUAUUCGUCUCGCAGAUGAAGCCGCCGCAGGCGCGCGUGUUCCUCGAGGGCGUGCUGCUCGACGCGAUCCGCGAGGACAUCCGCUUGACGCGCGAGGGCGCGCGCAAGAACAAGAAUCACCGCAAACUCAACGUUCACUACUAUGAGGCGAUGCGCCGCGCGCUUUACAAGCCUGCGGCAUUCUUCAAGGGGAUUAUCUUCCCAUUGCUCAGCACCGGAUGCACGCUACAAGAAGCUGCGAUUAUCGCGUCCGUGCUCGCCAAAGUGAAGGUUCCCCUCAUGCAUUCAGCAGCCGCGCUCAUCCGACUAGCGAAUAUGGACUAUUCAGGCCCUAACUCGCUAUUCAUCCGCGUGCUUCUCGACAAGAAGCAUGCGCUGCCUUACAAGGUCGUCGACGCGCUCGUCUUCCACUUCAUUCGCCUCUCGAAUACGUAUAAGGCGCGUAAAUCGGGCGAUGUCGACAAGUUGCCUGUACUAUGGCACCAGUCGCUUCUCGUCUUCUGUCAAAGGUACGCCGCCGACUUGACGCCUGACCAAAAGGACGCGCUGUUGGACGUCGUGCGCGCGAACCCUCAUCCCCAGAUUGGGCCCGAGGUCCGGCGGGAACUGGUGAACUCUGUGACCAGAGGCGAGCCACGGCCAGACGCUGAUGGCGAUGUAGUAAUGGCCUGA